This is a messenger RNA of Oncorhynchus gorbuscha (pink salmon), 3538 nucleotides long. RefSeq names its product lethal(3)malignant brain tumor-like protein 1. The coding region runs from base 335 to 2797 and encodes 820 amino acids. The transcript is spliced from 22 exons. Gene Ontology annotation, biological process: regulation of DNA-templated transcription. The record is from RefSeq and is a predicted model, not a curated record. NCBI's taxonomy places the organism in Eukaryota, Metazoa, Chordata, Actinopteri, Salmoniformes, Salmonidae. Gene Ontology annotation, molecular function: protein binding; zinc ion binding. Gene Ontology annotation, cellular component: nucleus.
UGUAAUUUUAUUGUGGUUGGUAUCCAGCAUGCAUAUAAUUAGCCAUAAAGCUAUUUCUUAUCGCAAAUUUUAUUCAAUAUAUUCUGUCAUAUUUGAUAGUUCUCAGCAAACCUAUAACGGGCUAACGGUCCGCAACAUAAACGGGAUUGCAUUGUUGUCGCUGCAUGUCAUGAAGCGAUGCCGUUAAUUAGACAUUUUGCCAGGAUUGGUUGCUUUGUACAUUUUCACAAAUUCUGAGUUUCUGUUUUUUUUUCUCAUUGCUUCAAGGAUUUAUGAUCUUCCGCCAUUUUACAGCGGAAUUGCUGUGUUUUUGAGGCAGUAAGUAAGGUCUGCGAUGAGUGCCAAAGUUGAGCUGGAUUUUUCAGCCAAAAAAGCAGAUCCUACUCCCCUGACUGACUCCAGUGAUUCCCUCUCCAAUGACAGCCUGUCGAAGAAGACACGCCCACAGACCACCACAGCACUCAUCCUGCCAGCCCCAGCUCCUGCUCCUAGUACCCAGAAGGUGGAGGUCUCUCUGGGUGUUGCUGAAACAGGUAAUGGAGCCAUAGCUGGACAGGUGGAGACCCCCACUCUAGCCCCCCAGGUUGGGGGGACCUGUAGUAUCGUCCAUGUGCUGGAAUGGAAAGAAGGGAUAGCCAUCUUACCCAGCAGCAACCUAAAGUUCUGUGUGAGUGACUGUGGAACACUGGAGAUGAUCAGCCAAGGGAAUAUCACCAGCACUGAACCAAUAGUAGUGGUGUCUGGAAAAAUACCUGACUCUGAAAACAGGCCAAUUAACAAAACAGAUGUGGCGCGUCCUCUCAGCACUGUGGGUGGUGUGGCUGUGGAUCAGGAGAGGCCCAUCAAGACUGUGCCUAAGACCCAGGGAGGGACAGGCCAACAGGAGAGCUGUUAUCCAGUGGCACAGAGAACCUACCCGGAGCAACUACGCAGGGAACCCAUAACUGACAAUAGGGUGGGAGGUGCCGAGAAGAUUCCCGGGGGCAGGGUAGCGUCUCUGGACCCUGAGCUGCUGAAACCCAUGAAGAAGAGGAAGAGGAAGGACUACCUGAGUCCAUCGGAGGAAGAGUCUGAGCUGGAUGGCAUGGAUUAUUUGAAGACAGAAAGCGGACACAACAGAGCGGGCACUGGUGAAGUUAAGAUGGAGCUGUGGACGUGGGGACAUUAUCUGGAGGAGACCAAAUCAGUGGCAGCUCCAGCCAAACUCUUUCAAAAGUCUCAGCGGGUCCCACAGUGCAAAAGCAGCUUCCGCCAGGGCAUGAAGUUAGAGGGCAUCGACCCGCAGCACCCCUCCAUGUACUUUGUUCUGACUGUGGCUGAGAUUUGUGGCUACAGGCUGCGUCUCCAUUUUGACGGCUACUCAGACUGUCAUGACUUCUGGGUAAAUGCCAAUUGCCCCGACAUCCACCCUGCGGGAUGGUGUGAGGGCACUGGACACAAGCUGUACACCCCCAAAGGCUGCAAAGAGGAGGAGUUCUCCUGGGCCAGCUACCUGAGGAUGAGUAAAGCCCAAGUUGCCCCCAAAGAGGUGUUUGCCAGCCCUGGAAGAACUGAUACGGAGGGUGAUUUCGAGGUUGGCAUGAAGCUGGAGGCUGUUGAUCGCAUGAACCCCUCUCUCAUCUGCGUGGCGACCGUGACCGACGUGGUGGACGACCGCUUUCUGGUUCACUUUGAUAACUGGGAUGACACGUAUGACUACUGGUGUGACACCAGCAGUCCAUACAUCCAUCCUAUUGGCUGGUGCCAAGAGAGGAGCCUCCCCCUCACACCACCUCAAGGUUACCCAGACCCGGGCAGGUUCUCCUGGCCAAGGUACCUGGAUGAGACUGGCUCUACCGCGGUGUCUGCUGAGGCCUUUAAAGUACGUCCUGCUCAUGGCUUCCAGGCUCAGAUGAAGCUGGAGGCAGUAGACAAAAGGAGCCCCGGCCUGAUUCGGGUGGCCACAGUGGAGGAGGUCGACACACACCGCAUUAAGGUCCAUUUUGAUGGCUGGAGUCAUAUGUAUGAUGAUUGGAUGGACUCGGACCACCCUGACAUCCACCCGGUCGGCUGGUGUGAGAGUACGGGUCACCCGCUAAAAGUGCCCCCCGGCCCCAGGAAACCUGCAACCACAGGCCAGCCCAGUUUCUCCUCCAUGCCUUGCAAAGGAAUCAGCCACUCCAGAUCCACCAAGUACAGCUUCCAUCACAGGAAGUGUCCGACACCCGGAUGUGAUGGCUCGGGUCAUGUGACUGGGCGGUUCACCGCACAUCACUGUCUGUCAGGCUGCCCACUGGCUGAGCGAAACCAGGGCAGACUCAAGACCGACCUAUCAGAUACAGAGGGGAGCGGGGCAAAGCGGAGCAUCUUAGUCUUUGGCCAAAGGACCAAAAAGUCCCGGUACCAUGGCAGGAUUGGCCGUCCCCCUAAGUACAGAAAAAUCCAGCAGAGAACAUACCAGACGAUGGCCACAGAGGGUAUGUGCCCAUCUCUGUUCAUGUCUGCUUUGUCAGCCCACCCGGACCGAACCCUGUCUCUGUGCUGGGAGCAACACUGCAAACUGCUGCCUGGCGUCCAGGGCAUCAGCGCUACACAGGUGGCAGCGUGGACUGUGGAGGAGGUCUUUGGAUUUGUCCAGAAUCUGACCGGUUGUGAAGAGCAAGCCUGUGUCUUCAAAGAGGAAAUGAUUGACGGGGAGGCCUUUCUAUUACUGAAACAGACGGACAUCGUCAAAAUCAUGAGCAUCAAGCUCGGUCCCGCCCUCAAAAUCUCCAACGCCAUUUUAAUGUUCAAGAGUACUGACGAUGGCCUCAAGUGAUCCCGCCCCCACUCGGCCAGAGAUUCAGUGACCAGUCAUCAUGUGCCAAAAUCAUCCAGAAUCCUACCUGUUAUGUGUUUGAUGUUCAGUACCCAUCAGAGAGAGAGAGAGAACAGUAGAGGGGGGUUAGUGGGGGAAAGAGAUGAAGAAAACAGGGAAACAGUCUAAUUGAGGUUUUCUGUACGGUUGCUUCACUGCUCAUGCAAUAACAGGAGUCAAAUCAGACGGAUUCUUACCGGAAAGUGUAAGGAGCGUCGAAAGAUAUACUUAUUUUGAUUUAUGCAAAAUAUAUGGAAUUAUUUAUGUGCGAUUUAGUUAGAUAAAAAUGGGGAUAUUUUAUUGCCAUUAUUUUCCCCCAGAUUUGAAAUCCAGGGUGAUUUUAUGCUGCUGUUCUUAUAGUUGGUCACUAGAUAGAGCAAAUGGUCCGUUUUGAAUACCAGAAACGGUUUCAAGUUUCUCAAGCACUUACAAAUCUUAUGUGACAAAGUCAAAAUAAUGUUUCAAAAUAUGAACUUUGUUUGGAACAUUUCAAAAAGGAUAUAUCAAGAUAUCUGGGGAUUUAUUGUUUUGUGUCGGUUUUAUGUUUUAUGUCGGCUUAUACACUGUAUUUAAAUAGAAUGUUUACAAGGGCUUCAGGAUUCUUAGAACUAUAUUUCUCUCUGGUGGGCAAACUGUGUCAAGAUAUUCUUGGGUCAAAAUCAUUCAUUCCAUAUGAACAAAUAAAUGUCCAGUUCAAUCUCU